CGCAGACGAGAGCGUGAAACUUAACAACAAGGACACAAAUGUGAUGGCAGAGAAACAGGGACACUGUGUUACACAGGGUGCAUGCUGUGAGGAGCUACAGGUGAAAGGACAGAAUAUCGCACAACAGAGACUGAAAGUAGACUGUGCUUUAUCCUUAAAGUGUGGGCCAAGUGAGGAUGAGCAGAAGAGAAGAGCCACAGAUUUCAUCAGUAACAUCAGCAAUAACCAGCUUGCACUGCCGGGAUGUCCAGGGCCCCAAGUGCAAGGUCACCAAGUUAUUCAUGUCCAAAAAAGAACUGAACCCCCCCCGGAAAGUGCUGAACAGGAUGGGAGUCGCCAUGGAGGGUGUGAAAGGGGAAGAGGCUGUUGAGGGUGUGAAAGGGGGAGAAGCUGGGGAGGAUGUGUCGAAGUUAGAAAUGGAGGAGUGUUCAGGGGAGAGUGAAGCCGACCUGGAGUGGGAGAUGUAUGUGAGAGACAACCAGUCUGUAGUGGUGGACACAUUCCAGGGCCAGUUCAAAAGUACAGUGACCUGCUCUGUAUGUCACCACCCUUCUGUGACUUAUGAACCAUUCAUGUACCUGUCUGUACCUCUGCCCAGGGCCACUGACAGACAAAUAGUGGUGACCUGGGUACCCUGUGAUCACUCCACCCCAGUCCGCUAUUGUCUGACAGUCCAGGACUAUGGCAAGGUCCUUGACCUGAAGAUGGCCCUGCAAGUUGUCCUUGGUGGACCACAGGACCAGGACAUGGUUGUUCUGGCUGAAGUGUUUGACCAUCACAUCUCCAGGACACUGGAUGACGGUACAUUGCUGAGAUAUGUCAACGCAACCAACAGGGAGAUCUGUGGGUUUGAGGUGACCCAGGUCCGACCUGCUGACCACCAGGCCACCAACACCAGCAGUACAUGUACCCUGGGUGCCGGGUACACAGGUGGUUCACAGGACCACAGUAUGGCGGACAGCCAGGACCAGGCCUGGGGCAGUCUGAAGCUGGUCAGCACCUGGCGCAGCUGUGCUGUUUGUCUGGAGGAGAUGGCGGACAACCAGCUGUUAACUCACGACCCCGGCUGCGGCUGCUGCCUGUGUGACACCUGCAUGGAGCUAACAUCCAAGCAUUACCUGAACAGUGGAUUUCAGUGCCCGGUGUGCUGUAUACUUGUUGACCCAUCCCUUGGGUUUCGCCGACUGGUCAGCUGUGAAGGGGCCAAAGCUGACCUCAGGAUUGUUCAGAUUCCGGUCAUGUUCCGCUAUGACUACAUGGAGACUGGACAAGAACAGAUGAGGUUGUUUGGGUAUCCCCGAGUGCUGUAUGCACCCAGUGAGGUGACUGGACCUGACAUGUACAGCUCAGUACAACAGUUUCUGCCCCUGGGCACCUCCUAUUCUCUACAUCUCACCAAUGGACAGGGAGUCCACUGCUCUCGCUGUAUGUUCACUGUCCACUGUAGUGGGUGUGAGGUCCCCAGGGAAGGUCCCACCAGUCUGAAGCCUGGUGACCACCUGACCGUCAGGCUGACCGGGCGGUGUGACCAGGACCAGGACAGUGUCCAGGACCACUGCUCCAUGAAGGACUUCAGCAGCACCCCACAUGUGCUCACCUUGGAAGAAAGUUUCAAGGCCUUUACUGAAAGUGAGGAGCUGGAUGAACACAACCCCUGGUACUGCUCGCAGUGUCGGCAGAACCAGUCUGCAAGGAAAACACUGAAGGUGUGCCGCUUCCCAGAAACCCUUGUGGUGUACCUGAAGAGAUUUGUGUUUCAUCAACUCACUGGGAUCAAGAUUGACAGUAAAGUACACUACCCACUGGAAACUCUGGAUGUUUCAGCCUUACAAGAUGACUCCUGUACCAGCUGUCCUCCCACAUAUGACUUACAGAGCUGCAUCCUUCAUUUUGGAGGAGUGAAUGCUGGGCACUACACCUGCUUCACUAAGCACCCGCUCAGCUCCAGUUGGAGAUACUACAACGAUGAGACUGUGUCUCAGCUACAGCCUUCAGAAGAAGAUGCCAAAAAUGUUUACGUACUCUUCUAUCAGAGAAAGGGAACGUCCGUGAGCUUUAGACCCCCAUCUCCUCUACCAGUGGACCACUUCCCAACACCCUCCCCUCCUCAGAGCCCCUGUCUUACCAACCUGGGCAGCCCCAACAUUAUGGAAGACAUCAACGACAUGCUCAGGGACUACAGCUCCACACAGGGGGACCCCCAGGAUGACGGGUCUCCGUUCUUUGGUGCAGUCAAUAUGGCAGACAGGGAAGGUCUGUAUAACAACCAGGCCACAGAAAGUCCUUUCCCUGACCAACAAGAAGAGAUGCUGAAAUUUGAUCUGUAAUGUUAUUCAUCAUAACCAAUUUUUCUUACACUCAAAACAGGCAUUAUAAUGACAAGUGGCCCUUUAACUCUACUUAUUACCUCAGUCUGUAAAGGAGGCACUGUUAUUAGGCUAGCCUGUGUUUAUUUGUGUGCCCGCAGGCAUAACUCAAUAUCCCUUUAAUGGAUUGUUAAUGUUAUGAAUUUUGAUGAACCGUAGGCAUAGCUGAUAAAGUUCCUACCUGUGGUACGUACAGAUUACAGGUGAACAUUUGAUUUGUAUGAAGUCCUGUUUCUUGUCUGUUGAUCCUUGUCAGGUGAGAUCAGUCAUUUGCAUAACUAAUAUGAACAUGGAAUGCCAAAGGAUACGACUUAUUCUUAUACAAUGUAAGGCCACAGCAAGUAAAUUUUAUGGAUGACAUCCUCUGCAGACUGCAAAAAUAGUGCGAUAGGGCGGGAAAAAAA
This is a messenger RNA of Branchiostoma floridae (Florida lancelet), 2770 nucleotides long. Its product is annotated as ubiquitin carboxyl-terminal hydrolase 32-like. The record is from RefSeq and is a predicted model, not a curated record. Gene Ontology annotation, biological process: protein deubiquitination. The transcript is spliced from 13 exons. Gene Ontology annotation, molecular function: cysteine-type deubiquitinase activity. Lineage: Eukaryota; Metazoa; Chordata; Leptocardii; Amphioxiformes; Branchiostomatidae. Bases 177 to 2327 code for a protein of 716 amino acids.